Haemorhous mexicanus (house finch) is the source of this 2565-nucleotide messenger RNA. RefSeq names its product translin associated factor X (gene TSNAX). Bases 374 to 1138 code for a protein of 254 amino acids. The record is from RefSeq and is a predicted model, not a curated record. The transcript is spliced from 7 exons. NCBI's taxonomy places the organism in Eukaryota, Metazoa, Chordata, Aves, Passeriformes, Fringillidae. Gene Ontology annotation, molecular function: RNA binding; sequence-specific DNA binding; RNA endonuclease activity. Gene Ontology annotation, cellular component: nucleus; cytoplasm.
AGUGGGGAAAUUGCUGCGUGGUGUCACUGCUCUGGGCUGCCGCGGCCGCCCCGUCGUCGCUGGGCAAGUCGCUAGUUUGAGGGAGUCCGUGAGCCCAGUAGCGAGCUGCCCGGCUGCCCCUGUGGGUGUGGGCUGCCGCAGUGCUCCUCUCGUGCCCUUCUUCAACGCUUUCUUCAGUUGUGGUUCACUUAAGACACAGUGUUGAGUUGCUGCCACCAGAAGGGGUGGUUCUGCUCCCUCCAGAGCCUUUCUCCUUGGCAUCGCUCUUGUCAAGCCUUUUGGAUCAGGUGGGUUCAGAAAACGAAAACAUGAUCAUUUUCCACAUGGUCAAAGGAGAGAAGAAAAAGAGAAUGUUAAUCCACCUUCAGCUUUGAUGACGUCUUUUAAAUCAUUCCAGCUGGAACUUGACACCCGGCACGAUAAAUACGAGCGGCUCGUGAAGCUCAGUCGGGAUAUAACGAUCGAAAGCAAAAGAACGAUAUUUCUGCUCCACAGGUUCACCAGUGCUCCCAAUGGGGAAGAAAUACUAAGUGAAUCUGAAGUCAAGCUAAAUGCUGUCCGACAGAAGAUCAAGCAGGUUGCACAAGAACUGAUUGGAGAAGAUAUGUAUCAGUUCCACAGAGCUAUAUCUCCAGGACUUCAAGAAUAUGUUGAGGCAGUUUCGUUUCAGUAUUUUAUCAAAACACGGUCUUUGAUCAGUGUUGAAGAGAUCAACAAACAACUAAUAUUUACAGCAGAAGACAGAGAAGAAACAACAAACAUGACCUCCAAUUCCCGUGACAAACAGCCGCAUACAUGGAGCCUGAAGGUAACCCCUGUGGAUUACCUGCUGGGAGUGGCGGAUCUGACGGGAGAGCUGAUGCGGCUGUGCAUCAGCAGCGUUGGGAAUGGGGACAUAGACACACCCUUCGAACUGAGCCAGUUCUUGCGCCAGAUUUACGAUGGGUUCACCUUCAUUGGCAACACCGGACCUUAUGAAGUCUCAAAGAAGCUCUACACCUUGAAACAGAGUCUGGCAAAAGUAGAGAAUGCCUGCUACACGUUAAAAGUACGGGGAUCCGAAAUCCCAAAGCACAUGUUGGCUGAUGUGUUCUCCACCAAAACGGAAUUGAUUGACCAAGAGGAGGGGCUUCCUUAAAAUCAGGAAGCUCUUGCUACUCAGAAGAGAAGAGGACAUAGAGAAAGCUCUCUAGUUGUCUUUUGUGGGGUUUUGACCCUUCUCAAAGCUUUUUAGGUAGAGACAUUUUUAGUUUUAUCUAUGAGAAGGCUGUCUGCAGUGGUAAUUUGUAACCAAAAAUACUUUUUAUGAUGUGCAAGAGAAGAAAUGUUUGACUUUGGCUUCUUGGUAUGGAAUUUCCUGUAUUGGUCCAUUGUAUCUUCUUUCAGAAUUACUAAAAUUUCCACUGCAUUCUACUCCAGUGACUGUCAUUUGUAUGACUCACCUCAAACUGUUGUUGGUACAAGUUUUCAUCAAGCACAGCAGUGGUAAAAAAUUGGUUAGGUGCUCUUAUUUAGCAUUAUCCAUAGGUUUGUGCUGAUGCAUUUUUUGAGUAUUUGGGUUCUGUACUCAUGUCACACCUACAACAAUGCACCUGUGCAUAAGCGCACCCCUUGACUUGAGACUGGGGUGGUCUCAACAGUGCCGUGUAAUUCAAGUUUUCUCUGAUUAGUGCUUUAAACUAUGAAACUAAGUCAACUUUUUGCCAAUUGAUAAUGAAGCUAAAUGCACCAGGUAAAUACCACCGUUGCCUGUUAUUUUGGGUCUCUGUUAAAACUGAGCUCUGUUUGAGCUAACACUGGUACUUCACAGUUUGAGAUGAGCUAGGAAAUCCACAGCAAAUAAUUAUGGGAUGUAUUGUUCUACAUUUUUUGUAAUAAAGUUUAGUGCAGAAUCUGACAUAUUUUUGUUUGUAGACAAAAUAAUUUGUCAUACAAAGUAUGUAAUUUGGUGUUUGGAUAAGCAGUUUUUGGCCAGAACAAAUGUGUUGCAGUGCUGGAAGUCUGUUCUCCAUUGUUUGUGCUGCCCUGAGGACCUCCAGUGGGAUUGAACUGGUAUAAGUGGAAAAGGGCUAGCCAAGCUUUAAAUACAUGUUAGCAGGAACUAUAUCAUGUGCAUGUUCCUGUGGAAAGGAAAUUGCAAACAGAAGUAAGGCAGGCAUUCUGGUUUCCACAUUUAUCUUUGAGGGGGGUAUGUCACUGUUGGCAAAAAAUCAGGGCUUUAUGCUGGUGUCUGAAGUUAUGAAAGUCUGAUAAUGUACAUAAUGCUAAAGGAAAACAGAUAAAACAACAUGAUCUCUAGACUCCAGGAAAUAGGCCUCCCAACUGCAAUUGAAAAUACUGCAUGUUUUUUAUUUCCACUUCCAUAUGCUGUGAUACUGCCAGUACUUUUCCCAUGAGCAUGUCCUGAGUAGCUGGAAUCAUCUGAUAUAUGGAUAGGAAUGGGUAAAUACAUUUCUGUCAAAUUUUUCCAUUGUUUCCACAUAAAGUAGUAUGGGGUGGAUUGAACAAGAAGUGGUAUUUUUCCUAUUGUUUAAUACUAUUUUUUAAAAUAAAUUCUGAAAAGUA